Chelmon rostratus (copperband butterflyfish) is the source of this 2754-nucleotide messenger RNA. Its product is annotated as GTPase IMAP family member 8-like. Gene Ontology annotation, molecular function: GTP binding. The transcript has 4 exons. The record is from RefSeq and is a predicted model, not a curated record. Bases 123 to 2504 code for a protein of 793 amino acids. NCBI's taxonomy places the organism in Eukaryota, Metazoa, Chordata, Actinopteri, Chaetodontiformes, Chaetodontidae.
AAACAGAAAGUGAAAGUGCAGUUAGAAUAUAACCAGAAUCAGAGCAUAGGAGAAAGGCACACAGUGGUGCUGUCUGAUAGAUCCAAAUAAUUUUUUUCUUCAUUAAUUUCUCUUUUGACAACAUGAAAGCAAGGAGGAUCGUUCUGCUGGGAAAACAAGGAGCAGGGAAAAGCCGCCUGGCUAAUCUCAUAUUUGGAGGGACUGUGUUCGAGGUAAACUGUUCUUCCAAAUCCUUAAUGAGUGAAUGCCAAGUGGAAACAAAGUCUGUCAAUGGAAGAAGCAUCACUUUGAUCGACACUCCUGGAUUGUUUGGCUCAGGCAGGUCUGAGGUGGAGCUGAAGUCUGAGAUAGUGAGGUAUAUCACAGAGUGCGCUCCUGGGCCUCAUGCUUUUCUCAUUGUGCUCAAAGUGGAGAAAUUCACGGCGCAGGAGCAGGCUGUCAUUGAGAAUAUACUUCAGUGUUUCUCUGAAGACGCUUUCAAAUAUGCGGCAGUUGUCUUCACUCACGAUGAAGAGCUCCUCAAAGGGCUGAAGACUGAGGAGAUGGUCAGUCAGAAUAAACAUCUGAGUGAUCUGGUGAAGAAGUGCGGCGGGCGAUGUCACGUCGUUGAUGAUAAAUACUGGAAGAACAACAAAGAGGACAGUUACAGAAGAAACCAGCUCCAGGCGGCGGAGCUACUCAAUAUAAUAGACAAGAUGGUGAUGGAAAACAGAAGAGUUCACAACAAUGCCUCUAAGAACGUCUGGAUCAAACUGACAGGCCCUGCAGCCGAGUCACUGGCGAAAUCUUUCUCUGGGCCAGUGGUUGCAGUUUCGCAAGAAAACAAGGUAUUAAGAAGAGGAGCAGAAGAGGGAGCAGCAGAAGAAGAAGGUGCAGCAGUCAUGCCAAUUUCACCAGAGCGAGAGGCUGAAGGUGUGGAACAUACUGGAAGAGGAGGAACAACAGUAAAAGUCAAAACAGUGUCAGCGUCACCAACGAGGAUUGUCAUCGCAGGAACAGCCCGAGCUGGAAGGAGCAUCAAAGUGCUAAAAACAUGCAGGAUUGUGCUGCUGGGAAAAACCAGAGCCGGGAAAAGCAGCCUAGGAAACACCAUAUUUGGAGAGGAUGUGUUCAAGACAAAUAACACUCGGAGCUGUGGAACGCGUGAAUGCCAAACAGCGUCCAAAUCUGUUGAUGGAAGAAGAAUCACUCUGAUUGACGCUCCUGGUUUCUUUGACUUCAGCUCCAGUGAGGAGGAGCUGAAGGUGGAGAUGGAUAGGUGUAUCACAGAGUGCGCUGCUAGGCCUCAUGCUUUUUUCAUUGUGCUUAAAGUGGAGGAGAUCACCAAACAGGGGAUGGAUGUCAUCUCUAGAAUAUCUCAGUAUUUCUCUGAGGAAGCUUUGAAAUAUGCUGCCGUUGUCUUUACUCACGGUGACCAGCUCCCACAGGGAAUGAAAAUUGAGGAGUUUGUUGAUCAGAAUAAAUGUCUCAGUGAUCUUGUGGAGAAAUGUGGUGGCCGCUGCCACGUCGUUGAUAAUAAAUACUGGAACGACAACCAACAUAGUGAUGACAGGAGCAACAGGUUCCAGGUGGCAGAGCUGCUGAACACAGCAGACAAGAUAAUGACAGAAAACAAAGGAGGCUGCUACACCAAUAAUAUGCUACGAGCAGUGAAGAGAGGAAUAGAGGAAGAGGGCGUCAGGGAGACAAUAGGAAACGUGACACAGGGAGACACCAGCAGGAAAGCUGACAGCAGUAUCUCUAAGAAUGAGUGGAUCAAAUUCACAGGCGCUGCAGCAGAAUCAUUGGCAGGAGCUUUCUUUGGGCCAGCAGUCAUAGUUUUGCAGGAAUCUGGGGGAGAAAAUGAAGACGGAGGAGAAGUAGAGGAGGAGGAAGAAGCAGAGGAACCAGCAGCGGAAGUAAAGAAAGAUGUAAAAGAAAAACCAGCAGAAACAGAAGAAGAGGAGGAAGGAGACACAGAAACAGAAGAGGAAGCAGAAGAAGAAGCAGCAGCAGCUGAAAUAAAGAAAGAAACAGGACAAGGAAGGAGUGCAGGAGGUGGUGGAUUGGGAUUUCUAGGUGGUCUGUUUGGGUUCUUUUCUGGGAUAGCAGCAGGAUUAGGAACGCUUCUAGGUGGUCUGUUUGGGUUCUUUUCUGGGAUUUCAACAGGAUUAGGAACGUGUCUAGGUGGUCUGUUUGGGGCAGGAGCUGCAGCAGCAGGGGCAGGAGCUGCAGCAGCAGGGGCAGGAGCUGCUGCAGCGGUAGCAGCAGUAGCAGCAGUGGCGCUAACAUCUUUAACAUUUUUUGGACUAAUUGCAGGAGCAAUAGCUUGGCUGGUAUCAAAAAUUAAAGAUUUUUUAAAGAAACUGCCACGACAUAUUGGAAUCGUCUUGCUGGUGGUUGUCUUCCUUUCGUUGCUCCUGUUAUCACUUUGUCUCAAAGUGCGAAUCCUUGGGACCCUCCUCUUACUGUUCGGAGUAUUAUUGUCGUUUUUGGCGUUAGUGUUCCUACUCUUGCUGUUAUAGAAGUAGUAAGAUUCACAGCCCCGAUUCCAAAAACAGUGUGAUCAUUUCUUAAUCCUUACCAUACUCAAUUGAAAACAGCACAAAGACAAUAUAUUUAAUAAUUCUUGUAAAUAUAUACUUGUUCUUCUGUUUGAUGCAGCAACAUGUUUCGAACAAGUUGGGACAGGAGCAGCUUAAGACUGCGAAAGUUGUGGAACGCUCCAAAAACACCUUUUUGGAAACAGGUAAACAGGUUGAUUGGGUAUGAAGG